Molecule: messenger RNA, 5549 nt
Organism: Bombina bombina (fire-bellied toad)
Lineage: Eukaryota; Metazoa; Chordata; Amphibia; Anura; Bombinatoridae
Gene: CBFA2T3
Product: CBFA2/RUNX1 partner transcriptional co-repressor 3
Exons: 11
Coding region: 697-2370 (557 amino acids)
Biological process (GO): DNA-templated transcription; negative regulation of DNA-templated transcription
Cellular component (GO): nucleus
Molecular function (GO): transcription corepressor activity
Source: RefSeq, a predicted model, not a curated record
GAACAGCAGCAGCAGUGUUAGACUGAAAGGCAGCGGGGGAAGAGGCAGCGGAGGAAGAGGCAACUCCGGACUGGGCACCGGGACACAGCUCAUUCCCUGACCGGGGCAGUGCCUAUCUGAGGCUAGGGGUAUACUACUCACACUGCAGAUCACUGUCUCCCAGGAGGAGAGUGAGUGAUGUGAGCAGAGUUGGGGGCAGGGAGGAGGGGAUGGGAGAGGGGAAUCUCACCCUGUGACAGCUGGGACCAGUCUGACAUAUCAUAGUGAAGAACAGGAGAUAACCCCAGAGGAGAUACAGUGUGCUUGGGUGACAGCUUCUGAUCAGCUGCUCUGGAGAGCUCGGAAUGAACUCACAUUGUAAGUGACAAGAAGCCUGGAUAAGUGAUCACUGGCUCGGACAAGUGACCCGAACCUUAAACAAGAGACCCCAACUUUGAGUCUACAUAGUCCUGCCGCGGAUACGUUACAUCAGACUCGGGUGACCCCAGGGUCAAAUAAACAAACAACCAUAAUACUGAUAGAUCUCCCUAAUACACCAACUUCGGAUGUGUGUUCCCGUUUUUGGAUAAGGGACCUGAGGAUAUGACAUGGUGCGCUUAGAUCUUGUUGGACUAUUUACAUUAGGGAUCUGUUUCCCUUGAUCAGUGACCUCCAGCCUGACCCCAGGAAGGCGGUGUGUAGAAUAUUGCAGUUACAAUGCCAGACUCACCUGCUGAUGUGAAGAACCAGACUCGGACCAGCCCACCCAGUAUGCCCCCUCCAUCACCCGCACUGAGCCAAGGGGCUAACCGCAGCUCCUCAUUCACACCAAGCACAAUGAUGAACGGAAGCAGCCACUCCCCUACCGCUAUCAAUGGAGCCCCCUCCACUCCCAAUGGUUUCAGCAAUGGUCCUUCAGCUUCGUCUUCAGCAGCUCUAACCAAUCAACAACUUCCGCCAGCCUGCGGAGCCCGACAGCUCAGCAAACUGAAGCGUUUCCUUACUACACUGCAGCAGUUUGGUAGUGAUAUUUCUCCUGAAAUUGGCGAGCGAGUGAGGACACUGGUUUUGGGGCUGGUGAAUUCAACACUUACUAUUGAGGAGUUCCACUCCAAGCUACAAGAAGCAACUAACUUUCCUCUCCGUCCUUUUGUUAUCCCAUUCUUAAAGGCCAACCUACCGUUGCUGCAGCGGGAACUCUUGCACUGUGCCCGUUUAGCUAAACAGAGUCCUGCUCAGUACCUGGCUCAACAUGAACAGCUCCUACUUGAUGUCAGCGCCUCCAGCUCUUCUAGUGACUCAUCUGACCUCGUCUUAGAGGUGAAUGAAAAUGGCAAGCGUAGGACCCCCGACAGGACCAAAGAGAGCUCGCAGGAAGGUCUGCACCCGGAACAUCUCAGCAAGCGACCCUGCACUUCAAGUCCUGCACAAAGAUUUAGCCCCACAAAUGGACUCCUUCACCCGCCCACCAAUGGGCUCCCACAUCCUCCCACUAAUGGGCUCCCGCACCCAACACCACCCCCUACUCAACAUUAUCGUUUGGAGGACAUGGUGAUGGCGCAUCAUUACCGGCACACAGACCCAAGGGAGCUACGAGAGCGCCACCGUCAGGCAGCUGUGCACGAGGUUAUUGAUCACAGACUUACUGAGCGUGAGUGGGCAGAGGAGUGGAAGCAUCUCAACAAUCUCUUGAACUGCAUUAUGGACAUGGUAGAGAAAACACGGCGUUCUUUGACCGUGCUUCGUCGAUGCCAAGAAGCUGACCGUGAAGAGCUCAACCAUUGGAUCAGGCGCUACAGUGAUGCAGAGGACAUGAAGAAAACGGUCAGCUCUUCAACUCAACCAUCCCGACAGCAUAACAGCUCCACUAGUACGGACUCUCCAGCAGAUACCCCACGAGAUUUCUUACACAGGCCUCAGUCAGGGUACAUGCCAGAGGAGAUCUGGAGGAAGGCAGAGGAGGCGGUGAACGAGGUGAAACGUCAGGCCAUGUCAGAGCUGCAAAAAGCUGUAUCAGAAGCAGAGCGCAAAGCGCACGACCUCAUUACCUUGGAACGUGCCAAGAUGGAGCGAGCAUUGGCAGAAGCAAAGCGUCAAGCGUCUGAUGAUGCUGUGUCAGUCAUCAGCCAGCAGGAGGAUUCAAGUGAGAGUUGCUGGAAUUGCGGUCGUAAAGCUAGUGAAACGUGCAGCGGCUGUAACACUGCGCGAUACUGUGGCUCCUUCUGCCAGCACAAAGACUGGGAAAAGCACCACCAUGUUUGUGGUCAGACCCUGCACCAUCCAUCAAGCGCACCUCCAGCAACCCCUACUUCAAGCCCCACCGCAAGUAGCUCUGCUUCCCGCUCUGGGACUCCCGCCACCCCUCUUUUGUUGGACACCGCCUCACGUUAACAAAGUGUGUGAGAUACAGAAAAUCCUGAAAGAUGACGCUGACCAGCUACUGAUAAAUAUCCUUGCCCCAACCCCUGAUUAUUGCACCUGUCUGGCUCACAUUUAGGGUGUAUUCCGACAGCCUGUCAAGACUUUAUCUACACCUUUUGAGUUUGUUUGUGGAUGGGUUGGGGGGGAUCUGAAGCCAGUAGCGGUCUGGUUAUAUUCCAGGAACCAGGAUAACAAGGCUUUCAUUACAGAAGAAAGCUAGGGGUCUCUUACAAAGCACAACAUGGAGGAAGCUCCAGUAAAUGCCAGAGCCCCUUUAGGAAGAAAUAAACCUGGAAAAGCAUUAGGUUGAUGGGAAUGAAUAUUUUAUUUAUAACUUCUUUGAACUCUUUGGCUUUAAAAGUAAUAAUCCAAAAAAACACACAGAAGUAUACAAAAGAAACUACCUUGCUAGUCAUCCAAGAAAUGUCUAACACCAACAACACCUCUAAAGGAAUCCCAAAAAAAAGGAACUUAAUCCAAACAUUGCCAGCCCUGCCAAAGUCAUAUAUAACCUGAUUUGAGGAGAAAAGAAUCCUUCUGGGAAUAGACCCAGAGUGCAUGCAGGCUGUGUUGUGAAUGCGGAGGAGAGAGAGCACUGGAGUAAGCUCCUCACUAGACAGAGCCGCAAGAAGAUGUGGCCUCUUCUUAGACGCUUGCUCUGUUACUGCACUUACAGAUACAUCCGCAUCUUCCUCCUCUACCUCAUGUUGCUUUGGUCUGUAGGACCCUCACAAACAAUCUGCUGCCUCCCUUAAUUAUGGGAGAAAAAAAAAUAACUACAGACACAUUAUCAAUGUUUGACAGACCCUAAGUAGGAGCUAAUAACCUACACCUUGACUUCUGCAAGGGUGAGAUACUUGGAUUGCAGAAAAAGCCUUUAUUUUUUGGACAAUAAGGCCCACCCCAUAAUUUGGGGAUUUGAGAUUAAUUUAAGGAGCCCUGUUGACUCAGACUAUUGCCCAUCAUGGGAAGAUUGUACAGUUUUUUUAUUUUCUAUUUAUAAGAAACAAAAGAAUUCCCAUGUAGGGGACGAGAGUGCAAUAUGAAAAAUGUGAGGCUACUGACUGGGGAUUGGGGUGGGUGGCGGCAGCUGCAAAUAUAUUAAAAAUAUAGGGGUCACAUGGGAUAAAUAUGAAGGAAUAAAGAGCAUAGCAGAUGAUGAUUGGUUACAGAGGUAAUUGCUCUGCAUCAUGAUUUCCAUGGGACCCUAAACUAUGUAAUAGUAUGUAAAGAUAUACACAGAUAAAGAGAGCCUGAGAGAUUCAUAGGCCAGAUACAAUAAAGUACCUGCUUGUUUUGGGAUUUUGUAUAGUGAAGCUCUGUUCGAGCUUCAAAAUAAUGAGAUACUGCUAAGCGAGGCAUGAAGGCAGGAUUAAGUAUUGUGAGUGUAUAUGUUUGUUGGCAGCCCAGUACCAUAAAAUGGGAAAAUGUUAACCAAUAACCAGAAUUAUUUGCCAAAUAUGUGCGGAAACUAAUCCUGUGAUGUUAGAGUGAAUUAGUUUGGCCUGCAGCUCAAAGGUUUAUAUUAAAAUAGCAGGAAUAGAUAACUUCACAAAGCUUUAGUUUAUUUCCUUAGUUAUCACUAAAUGGAAUGAGAAUUACCAAUAUGGCAGUAAAUUUUUUGCCUGCAAAGCAUUAUGGGAAGUAUCUCAAGUGGCAGACAUAUCACAAGAUAGUUUGCACUUGGGGAGAAAAGAAAAAUAGAUAUAUAAAUAAAGGGUGCCAUUCAUCAGAUAUAAGCUGUGAAAUUAGAAAUAGAGAUACCCAAAUAUACGUGUUGCUAUUUUAACCCUUUUUACAACCUGCACAGUUACAUUCUAUUCCAUUUGUAUAGUUUGCCAAUAUUUUUUUUUCUACAAAAUUCUCCAUUUUGUAGAUACAUUCUGGAAUAGAACCUACUGCAUGGUUGGAAAAAGGUCUUUAAUUAGGAUGAUGUUAUUAAAUCAAACCACAUUUUUGCUGUGUCUCCAUCCUCAUCUUAGCUACAUGUCAAGAAAUGUAUUGUUUGUAUGUCAUAUGAAAGAGUCUAAUAUAUUACCUAUUUGGGGCAUGUUUAAUGAUUGCCAGCAGCAGCUUUAAGGCGUUUGUGAUAUGUCCUUUUGUUUUGUAUAUGUAACACUGUUUGCCCUCCUCUUUUGUCACAAUCUGAUUGGUCAUUUCCUGGCUGUGACAUAAGUCAUACCUCUGUGGCUAAAUGUAAAGCAUUCUGGACUUGGUCUCCCACCAAAGCUACUCUGUCCUUGUCAAUGUUGUUCAACCUCUGCUCAAGUCGUUAUCAUGCUCUUUAUAAACAUAAUGUACUUCUGUCCACUUUUCACCCAUUUAUUUUUGGAGAUAAGGAGUUUCAACCAUGGACCGUUAUUCCCAAUAUGGACCUUCCUUGGCCACACUACCUCCAACUAAUUUCACAACCCAAUGAGUGACUCAAAAACACAUGGCUAACAGCACUUCAUGUUCAAACCAAAAUGCGACAGUAAAAGAGGACUGGGGCCUCUGACUUGAAAAUAAAAUAAUAAAGCAGCUUUAAAUACUGAAAAUAAGCAUCCCUCGGAUCAAAGAACAUAGACCUUUGCAGAUGGGUGCCUCUUCUUGUGUCCCAAUAGGGUUGUAGCUUUAAAGAUGGCCGUUGCCAUGCCAAAUCAGUUCUCCUGUGUUCCUAUUACACAACAUAUUUCAUUGUCACCUACAGCUGUUUGUUUGCUUUUUUUAAAAAAAUAUUUAUUUAUUUAUUUUUGUUUUAAGUCGGCUGCCACCUUUAACAAUCUCCCCCUUUAAACCCUGCACUUUAUAGUCUCCAAGCUCUGCUAAUGGGAAAUGUGAAUUACAAUUUUAAAUGUACUGAGUGUGAGUAGUUACUCAUUUGUGCUGUGGGGCAGGGUUCAAGGCCAUCAAACACUGAUGGAGUCAUCUGUUUAUUAACUUGUUAGCUGCCAAAAGUAUGCAUGUUGCCAGCAAUCUUCUGGGUGUCCACUUGUUAUGAAUUUCUGUUCUCUUUCUAGGUAGACCAUGGAAUAUAAUAUAUAAUCUUUGGUGAUGUCAACUAUUCUAACAUUUACUCAUUUCCACCCACUUAAAGGAACCUAACACUCAAGCAUUUUCAUACAUGCCAGAAGGUUAUUUAUUUUUUAAUUAAAAACAUUGUGCUCAAA